Orycteropus afer afer is the source of this 687-nucleotide messenger RNA. RefSeq names its product claudin 25 (gene CLDN25). Gene Ontology annotation, molecular function: structural molecule activity. The record is from RefSeq and is a predicted model, not a curated record. Gene Ontology annotation, cellular component: bicellular tight junction; plasma membrane. Gene Ontology annotation, biological process: cell adhesion; bicellular tight junction assembly. Lineage: Eukaryota; Metazoa; Chordata; Mammalia; Tubulidentata; Orycteropodidae.
AUGGCUUAGCAUUUCCAUGGGAAAGUCCAACUAGGGGGACUGCUCCUCUCCCGCCUUGGAUGGGUGUGCUCAUGUGUCACCACUGUCUUGCCAUGGAAAACUAAAAAUCUGGGACUGAGCGAAAUGGAGAUCCAGAUGAUGGGGCUUUGGGAGGUCUGCGUGAAUCAGGAGGAAGUUCCCACUGUGUCCAAGGCCUUUGAGUCUUUCUUGUCUCUGCCCCAGAAGCUCUGGGUAUCUCAGAUCCUCAUGGUAGCAUCCAAUGAGCUGGGACCACUGGGGUUUCUACUAUCUGGCUUUUGGUCUGAAUGCUUCCAGUUUCACAGAAUCGAAGGAGUGGUAUUCAAGAGGUGUUUUUGCCUCCUGGGAGGGGUUUUGGAGGCAUCAGCUUCAAUCACUAUCUUCCUUCCAGUCUCCUGGGUGGCACACACAAUUCAAGACUUCUUGUCUGAUAGCAUCCUUGAAAUUGUGACUCAAUGGGAGUUUGGAGAUACUUUUUACCAGGAUUGGGCUGCUGGUAUUUUUCUGCCCCUUGGUGGGCUAUUCCUCAUCUUCUCCAGCUGUCUGGGGAAAGAAUCUGUGUCCUCUUUCCAGAUGGCUAGUCCCAGUGUCUCACCAUCCAAUGAUCCAGCAGAUGACUCAGAUGUCCUCUUCCACCUAACACCAGGACCUAGGAGCUUGAUGAUCUAG